This is a messenger RNA of Trypanosoma rangeli, 783 nucleotides long. RefSeq lists its product as uncharacterized. NCBI's taxonomy places the organism in Eukaryota, Euglenozoa, Kinetoplastea, Trypanosomatida, Trypanosomatidae. The transcript has a single exon. The coding region runs from base 1 to 783 and encodes 260 amino acids. The record is from RefSeq and is a predicted model, not a curated record.
AUGUGCUCCAGUUUGGAAGACAGUGUGCUGGCGUUGGUGAUUGCUGUAUGCACUCUAGUGUCAUACCUGAGCUCGUUGCGCUGGUGGCGUUUGGUUCCACAUCUAUUUUACCCAGAAGAGAGUAAGCUGGAGAAACAAAUCGCGCAACUGAGGGAAGAGGCAGAGAGAUUCAACACCACUGAUCAAUUGCACAUUCAUGGCAAGAUUACCCGCAAUGUUCAGCUACUCAUGAAACAACUCGCACUGACACGCAAGCAGCGCUGUUCCCUCGCUCUUUGUCGAAAAACAGAUAAAACAGGCACUAGUGCGCAUCAAGUGUCAUUUUUCAAGCAUUGCUGCGCCAUUUCAAACUACAGUCUUCCCACUAUAAUAGGCUUGCUUAUAUCAUUUGGGUUCAUGAUCCCAGUUCUGUGCAUGUACGGGAACCGUCGUGCUGUUGUCGUCGUGUCACACUCUUUUAGUCACUGUUGGCCGUCCCCCAUGAAGUGGGUAGACAGGGUGGCGAUGACCGUGCUACUUGGCCCAUUGCUGUGGAGCCCAGCAAGCCCUGGCGAUGUCCCUGACGAUGCUGUGGAAGGGUCCAGCGGUGAGUGUUUGCUUACACGAGGGAAUAACAUGAGCGUCAGUAGCUCUGCACUUUCUGACAUUAGGGGGAUGGAUGCCGCUAUGAUGACUGUGGCCAAUACGGGGGAGAAUGAACUCAAUAACCUUGGACUCGUGUCGUGGUUUUUGGUUUGCUACGUUGCGGUCCGCCUCUCACACCGCGUUUUUUCGCACUGUUGA